AUGGUCUCCGUGGUCUCAUCCAGGACAGCCAUUGUGCCGCUGCUAUUGCUGUCGGUCGCUCGGCAUUUCGCCCAGGCGCACACGUGGAUCGACUGCCUUGACACAGACCGCUCCAAGCUCUACGACCAGAGCGCGUCUUACAUCUUCGGCGGAGCAGGGGGCAACGGAUUCUGCGCAGGCUACGGCGCGGGCUACCCUGGUCGCGGUGACUCCAGCAUCGGCACGGAAUACACGCACAAAGUGCUGAAGAACGAAGUCGAGGCUGGCGCUCCCGUGUGCGAGGAUGUCGGUCCGAACACUUACGGGGAUUGGCGCAAGCGGUUGUCGGUGACGCCAGGACAGACCGCGUACUUUGCCUAUCUGCCUAACGGACACAUCGUCAAGGACAAGAAGGGCGUCGGAACCCAGCACGGAGUCUACUGGACCGGUCAGGCCGGCACAUCGCUCCAGUCCACGCUCGACAUGAAGCCCGAGAAUCUGUUGGACGGGCACACGAUGGACUACGACGAUGGAAACUGCGGCGAGACGGUCGACUACAACGGGAACCCCAGUGGCCGUGCAGGUGACGGCAAGCCCUGCAUCGGCUCGUUCGUUGUGCCGGCGGGUACAGCCCCCGGAACCUACAGCAUGGUCUGGUACUGGACGUUCUGGCUGGACAACCAGGGCGCGUAUAAGGACCAGGAGAUGGCCAAGGGGUACUUUGGCGCGGCGUACUCGACCUGCUUCGAGGUGGAAGUGACGGGCGGUGACGGUGGCAAUUCAUCUACGACGCAGCAGCAGCAACAGCAGCAGCAGGGCCCCGGGACGGUAGCGCCGUUCAACCCGACCCAGGAUCAGGUUGGAGCUGAAGCUGCUUUGAUGCCUCCUCCGGCAGUCACGCCGGCGCCGACGCAACCUUCGACGCCGCCCAUUGUUGCAGCAGCAGCGCCACCGGCCGAGGAACAAGUAACGCAGUCAGCUCCCGAGGCUACGCCAGCGCCCGCUGCUCCUGAGGCUACGCCAGCGCCCACAACUCCCGAGGCGACGCCAGCGCCCACUGCUCCUGAGGCAACGCUGGCUCAAGCAUCUCCCGACGUGCCGGCAGAGGUACCGGCAGCCUCAGAGGUGACGCCCGCGCCUACAGCCCCGGAAGUAACGCCUGCUCCAGCGGCCCCUGAAGUGACUCCAGCGCCUGCAGUUCCGGAAGUUGAGACGAUGGAAACCCCUGCUCCCACAACACCCAUCCCCGAGACUCCAGCCACGCCGACGUCAGCGUCUACAGGCUCGGUGUGUCGCCGACGUAUGCGUUCCUAA
Phytophthora sojae is the source of this 1293-nucleotide messenger RNA. RefSeq lists its product as hypothetical. Lineage: Eukaryota; Oomycota; Peronosporomycetes; Peronosporales; Peronosporaceae. The record is from RefSeq and is a predicted model, not a curated record. The coding region runs from base 1 to 1293 and encodes 430 amino acids. The transcript has a single exon.